UUGUGUAGUGUUGUGCAAAAAUGACUGACAACGUGCCCGUCGCCGAGCUCCAAAAACUAAAUUUAAACCAGCAAAAGGCAUGAAAUAGUAUUUUUCCUAUGUAAAUUUCACUAAACGAACUCUUGUGCAUCAUAAUGCGACUCGGGGCGCCUAUAACCGGGCUGAAUCGGGCGAUCAAUUUCCGUUUCAAUAUCUGUGGUAGUGGUAGCUUGCUGGUGCAACAACAAAACCAACAACAGUUUCGCCAACAUCAGCCUACUCGGUUGCAGUGGUUUCCGAGUGGGCCACCACGGUGCCAAUUUGCAACACUGGCAAGUAAAAUGAAGAAAGAAAAGCAGAAAAACCAACAGGAGAAAGGAAACGGUGAUUCGUCAGCUACAGCUGCAGCUGGAAAACCUGCACCUGAGUUCAUUGAUCAUCGAAUUAAGAUCUACGAUGAAUUGAAAACGCAGUAUUUGGAAGAGUUGGCCAAUAAGCCGAAAAACGCUAUCAAGGUUACCCUCCCGGAUGGCAAAGAAGUCGAAGCCACCAGUUGGGAAUCUACCCCGUAUGAUGUGGCCAAGGGUAUCAGUCAGGGGCUUGCCGACAAUACGGUCAUAGCCCGCGUCAAUAACGAACUGUGGGAUCUGGAUCGUCCGUUGGAAAGUGAUUGCAAGCUGCAGUUGUUGAAAUUUGAUGACCCGGAUGCACAGGCCGUGUUCUGGCACAGUUCGGCACAUAUUCUUGGUGAAGCAAUGGAAAAUCGAUACGGAGGUCAUCUUUGCUAUGGACCACCAAUCGAGAAUGGAUUCUACUACGACAUGUUCUUGGAAGGAAGUGGAAUCUCUAAUCAGGACUACGGUUCACUGGAGAGCGAUGUCAAGAAAAUUGUCAAGGACAAGCAACCCUUCGAACGGCUGGAAAUGAAGAAGGCCGAUCUGCUGAAAAUGUUUGAAUAUAAUGAAUUCAAGUUACGUAUUCUGAAUGAGAAGGUGAAAACCGACACCACAACUGUCUAUCGUUGUGGUCCAUUGAUAGAUUUGUGUCGUGGACCCCAUGUCCGCCACACCGGUAAGGUUAAAGCCUUGAAGGUGGUUAAGAACUCCUCGACCUACUGGGAAGGUAAGGCCGAUGCCGAAACUUUGCAACGAGUUUACGGAAUUUCGUUUCCCGAUCCCAAGCAACUGAAGGAAUGGGAAAAGAUUCAGGAAGAAGCAGCCAAGCGCGAUCACCGAAAGCUCGGAAAAGAACAAGAACUGUUUUUCUUCCAUGAGUUGUCGCCUGGUUCAUGCUUCUUCCAACCCAAAGGGGCACACAUUUAUAACACACUGAUGAACUUUAUUCGUGCGGAAUAUCGUAAACGGGGAUUCCAGGAGGUCAUUACACCAAAUAUCUACAAUGCCAAACUGUGGCAAACCUCUGGCCAUUGGCAGCAUUACGCCGAAAAUAUGUUCUCGUUUGAAAGCGAAAAAGAAACAUUUGCCCUUAAGCCCAUGAAUUGCCCGGGACAUUGUCUGAUGUUCGAUCACCGUAAUCGAUCGUGGCGGGAGUUGCCUCUCCGAAUGGCUGAUUUUGGAGUACUGCAUCGCAAUGAACUGUCCGGAGCGUUGACCGGCUUGACCCGCGUACGUAGAUUCCAGCAGGAUGACGCUCACAUAUUUUGCAUGCCAGAUCAAAUCAAACAGGAAAUCACCGGAUGCCUUGAUUUCCUGGCCCAUGUUUACGGCGUGUUUGGAUUCACCUUCAACCUUGUCCUGUCUACUCGUCCGGAGAAGUAUCUUGGAGACAUUGAAGUUUGGAACGAAGCUGAAAAGGCUCUGGCUGAAUCCCUGGACAAAUUCGGUCAACCAUGGAAAGAGAAUCCAGGUGAUGGCGCUUUCUACGGUCCCAAGAUCGAUAUUACCAUAAUGGAUGCUCUAAAGCGCAACCACCAGUGUGCUACCAUUCAGCUUGACUUCCAAUUGCCAAUUCGUUUCAACCUGAACUACGUUGACGAUAACGGGGAGAAGAAGCGACCCGUUAUCGUGCACCGUGCUGUGCUGGGGUCCGUUGAGCGCAUGAUCGCUAUCUUGACGGAGAACUAUGCAGGAAAAUGGCCAUUCUGGUUGUCGCCUAGACAGGUGAUGGUCGUUCCUGUCGGACCACAGUAUGAUGAGUACGCUGACAAGGUGCGACUGCGCCUGCACGAUGCUGGAUUCAUGGCUGAAGCUGAUCUGGAUGCCGGUGAUACCAUGAACAAAAAGAUCCGUAACGCGCAGUUGGCACAGUACAACUUCAUUCUUGUUGUUGGCGAAAAAGAACGUAGCUCGGAGACAGUAAACGUGCGUACUCGCGAUAACAAGGUCCAUGGUGAAGUAUCGGUCGAUGAUUUAGUGGCAAAACUGCGCAGACUAUCGGAUGAGUUCGCUAAAGGAGAAGAUCAGUUUUAAGGUUCCGAUCCCGAAUGCUGUGCGCAGGAUUAUCUGAUGCAUUUAGGCUCUUGGUAGUUAUGGGUUUGAUCGAACUCUUUAAAUACUAUUCACCUAUUAAUUUAUAAUUGCAUAGUUGCUUACGGAAAAUAACAUUUUCGUCCUGAAUCAAG
Molecule: messenger RNA, 2560 nt
Organism: Armigeres subalbatus
Lineage: Eukaryota; Metazoa; Arthropoda; Insecta; Diptera; Culicidae
Gene: ThrRS
Product: threonine--tRNA ligase 1, cytoplasmic
Exons: 6
Coding region: 135-2408 (757 amino acids)
Biological process (GO): threonyl-tRNA aminoacylation
Cellular component (GO): cytoplasm
Molecular function (GO): threonine-tRNA ligase activity; ATP binding
Source: RefSeq, a predicted model, not a curated record